AUGGUGAAGGCACGUAUAACGGCAUGUGUGACGGCAUGUGUGACGGCAUGUGUGACGGCAUGUGCGACGGCAUGUGCGACGGCGUGUGCGACGGCGUGCGACGGCGUGUGCGACGGCGUGUGCGACGGCGUGUGCGACGGCGUGUGCGACGGCGUGUGCGACGGCGUGUGCGACGGCGUGUGCGACGGCGUGUGCGACGGCGUGUGCGACGGCGUGUGCGACGGCGUGUGCGACGGCGUGUGCGACGGCGUGUGCGACGGCGUGUGCGACGGCGUGUGCGACGGCGUGUGCGACGGCGUGUGCGACGGCGUGUGCGACGGCGUGUGCGACGGCGUGUGCGACGGCGUGUGCGACGGCGUGUGCGACGGCGUGUGCGACGGCGUGUGCGACGGCGUGUGCGACGGCGUGUGCGACGGCGUGUGCGACGGCGUGUGCGACGGCGUGUGCGACGGCGUGUGCGACGGCGUGUGCGACGGCGUGUGCGACGGCGUGUGCGACGGCGUGUGCGACGGCGUGUGCGACGGCGUGUGCGACGGCGUGUGCGACGGCGUGUGCGACGGCGUGUGCGACGGCGUGUGCGACGGCGUGUGCGACGGCGUGUGCGACGGCGUGUGCGACGGCGUGUGCGACGGCGUGUGCGACGGCGUGUGCGACGGCGUGUGCGACGGCGUGUGCGACGGCGUGUGCGACGGCGUGUGCGACGGCGUGUGCGACGGCGUGUGCGACGGCGUGUGCGACGGCGUGUGCGACGGCGUGUGCGACGGCGUGUGCGACGGCGUGUGCGACGGCGUGUGCGACGGCGUGUGCGACGGCGUGUGCGACGGCGUGUGCGACGGCGUGUGCGACGGCGUGUGCGACGGCGUGUGCGACGGCGUGUGCGACGGCGUGUGCGACGGCGUGUGCGACGGCGUGUGCGACGGCGUGUGCGACGGCGUGUGCGACGGCGUGUGCGACGGCGUGUGCGACGGCGUGUGCGACGGCGUGUGCGACGGCGUGUGCGACGGCGUGUGCGACGGCGUGUGCGACGGCGUGUGCGACGGCGUGUGCGACGGCGUGUGCGACGGCGUGUGCGACGGCGUGUGCGACGGCGUGUGCGACGGCGUGUGCGACGGCGUGUGCGACGGCGUGUGCGACGGCGUGUGCGACGGCGUGUGCGACGGCGUGUGCGACGGCGUGUGCGACGGCGUGUGCGACGGCGUGUGCGACGGCGUGUGUGACGGCGUGUGUGACGGCGUGUGUGACGGCGUGUGUGACGGCGUGUGUGACGGCGUGUGUGACGGCGUGUGUGACGGCGUGUGUGACGGCGUGUGUGACGGCGUGUGUGACGGCGUGUGUGACGGCGUGUGUGACGGCGUGUGUGACGGCGUGUGUGACGGCGUGUGUGACGGCGUGUGUGACGGCGUGUGUGACGGCGUGUGUGACGGCGUGUGUGACGGCGUGUGUGACGGCGUGUGUGACGGCGUGUGUGACGGCGUGUGUGACGGCGUGUGUGACGGCGUGUGUGACGGCGUGUGUGACGGCGUGUGUGACGGCGUGUGUGACGGCAUGUGUGACGGCAUUGGUGACGGCAUGUGUGACGGCAUGUGUGACGGCAUGUGUGACGGCAUGUGUGACGGCAUGUGUGACGGCAUGUGUGACGGCAUGUGUGACGGCAUGUGUGACGGCAUGUGUGACGGCAUGUGUGACCAAGUGGCAAGUGUGAUGAUGGCGAUGGCAGGAAAUGUGGGAAAGAGUGGCAAGAGGGGUGCAGUGCGGUGA
Messenger RNA from Closterium sp. Yama58-4, 1758 nucleotides. Lineage: Eukaryota; Viridiplantae; Streptophyta; Zygnematophyceae; Desmidiales; Closteriaceae. The record is from the annotation of a GenBank genome assembly.